Colias croceus (clouded yellow) is the source of this 6865-nucleotide messenger RNA. RefSeq lists its product as uncharacterized. The record is from RefSeq and is a predicted model, not a curated record. Bases 14 to 6736 code for a protein of 2240 amino acids. NCBI's taxonomy places the organism in Eukaryota, Metazoa, Arthropoda, Insecta, Lepidoptera, Pieridae. The transcript has 21 exons.
UGUAUCGGUCAAAAUGUUUUACGUAUUAAUUUUAUGGCCAGUAUUACUCGCGUCGGCUGUAUUGACAUUGACCAUAGACUCUAUUUUGGGGACGUCGAUUGAAGACUGUUUCGAAAGAAUUGCGAUCGGCGAACAGUUGCCACCUAGCUCCAUCUACCGGAAUGUCUCAGAACUAACGACGAAGGAAUGCGAACAAAUCUGCAAGCAGGACAAACAAUGUCAGGCGUAUGAUUAUGGUGUCGGUGCCAAAGGCAAUUCAACAUGCGAUCUCAGCAACAUGAACGAGAAGCAAAUAAAAGAAGACAAACCACUCCAUCGCAAUCCAGACUACGAUGUAUACGUUAGAAGAAUACAAUGCGAGCAAUCUCCACCCACACCAAUAGACGAAGAUUUCCUUGAAAAUGGACCGUUAAAUCGACCUAUGUUUAGACCAGACGAAGAUUCAAAGCGACCUCUAGCUGACGAAUAUGAAGAUUCGCGACCAGACAGACGACCGAGUUACAACGACCGACCAGACAGUUUCGACAAUCAAAGCCCAGAUGACAGACCACCAAGCUAUGGACCACAUGCGCCAGAAAACAUUCCUUAUAAUGAAAAGCCUGUUCGACCAGGUUACGAUUCUCAUAGACGACCGCGUCCAAACUUCAGACCAGACCCAUACGGAGGACCGAGUGAAGAAACACACGAUGCGUAUGGACCUAAACCUGAGUACAUACCAGAAAAGCCACAAUAUCAGUACAUAAUACGACCAAAUAGGAAGCCAAAACCUGAUAGUUCUUUUAACAGUGGCUAUAAUCAAGUCAGUGCAAGACCAGAAUACGAUAGACCCUCCUAUAACUAUAAUAGUCAAUACACGAGUGACAGACCCUCCUAUAGUUAUAAUAGUCAAUACGCAAGCAAUUACGGAGGUCAAGACAAUUCCAUUCAUGUAGAAAUAUACGAUCCACCUAGAUAUAAGCCAGUAAAGAGACCGUAUGAGCAAAGUUCUGUAAGCUAUGGUCAAAGUUACGGAUACAAUCAGUACCAAGCCUCUUCUAAUCAAUAUGGGUAUGGACAAGAAAGUUAUGUGAAGCCAGAGAGGCCAGUAAACAGUUAUGGUUUCAGUACAGAAAAACCUUAUCAAAGGCCAAGUUCCAGUCAAUAUGGUCAAAGUGGGUAUGAAUCAGGAAAUAAGUACGGCUACGGUCAGAGUCAACAAUACGGACAAUCUAGCCAAUAUGGUGCAAGUUAUGGUAGUAGUCAAAGUGCGUAUGGUCAAAAUGAUAAUAAGUACGGUCAAAGUCAGAAUCAAAAUGGUUACGGACUUUCGCAAACAUCAGACAGCCGACCUAGCUUUAGUAGACCGAGCUAUGAAAAUCAGGGAUACACUCAGAGUACUAAUAGUCAUUCUAGCAAUGAAAAUAGUUCUGGCUAUGGUCAUGGAUCGCAAAACAACUAUGGUUCGAACAGCUAUGGCAACGAUGGCCAAUCGUACGGCCAAUCUAAUAGACCAACUUCAAGUUAUGGCCAAUCAAGUCACGAUACAUCUCUUAACACAGCCUCGUAUGGACAACAAAGUCAAAGCAGCUAUAACAAAUAUGACACAAACAAACGACCGUACAACGAACCUGUGUACGAUGACAAUUCUUUAUUCGGCAGUCAUCUUGGAUACGGCACGCAUCAUUUAUAUGAUAUGUAUGGAUAUAAAAGACCAAGUGAAGAUAGACCCUUUAAUAAUAGACCAUAUAAACCAAGUCAGGAAACUGCUGUUGUCGGUUACGGAGAAACUAGUUAUCAAACAGACAAACCCAACAAUAAUUAUGGAUCAAAACCUAGUGAUGGUUAUAACAAACAAAAACCUAGUUAUAGUGUAAAUGAAGAUAGACCAUAUAAACCAAGCUAUCAGGAAACUGCUGUUACAGGUUACGGAGAAACGAAUUAUCAAAUUGAAAAACCAAACAAUAAUUACGGAUCGAAACCUAGCGAUGGUUAUAACCAACAAAAACCCAGCUAUAGUGAAGGUGGUUAUGAAGAAAAACCAAGUUAUAGCGGAAACAAUUAUGGCAGUAAACCUAACGAUGGUUAUAAUAAACCUGGUUAUGAAAAACCUAGUUACGGUGAAAGUGGUUAUAGCAAACCGAAUAGUUACGGCGAAACGAGCUAUGAAACAAAACCUAGCGGUUACGGUCAAACAUCAAAACCAGCGUACGGAAGCAAUCAAGAAUCAAGCCAAAGUUACGGUGGUUAUGAAGAAUCGAAGCCCAGUGGUUAUGGCCAAUCGAAACCGUCAUACUCAGAAGGUUACGGAUCGACUACAACUGGUUAUGGUUCCACUGGUUACAGACCUGGUUAUAACCAAUCUAUAGACCCGGAUAGGCCGGAUGUUAGACCGGUUUAUGAGUUUGAAUAUGAAAAGCCAGAUGCGCCAAGUUAUAUUGCUAAACCUGAUGGAAACGUCAUAACUACUAGACCGGUUUCUGUUGCAGAUUCUGUUUCUGCCAUACCCGGGUCUAGGUAUGGCAGAAACCCGGAAUCUGGAAUUUCUUAUAAGGGAAGUGUUAGUGUAGUAACAUGUCAAAUUUGUGCAAUAAAAAUGAAUGUAUGUGUGGUGUUUUUUGUCUGUCUGUUCGCUACUGUGAUUGGAUCUCGCGUUAUUCUUGUGGAGAAUGCACCAACGUGUUUUCGCCGUGUACUAGCAGGUCGGAGAGCUCUACGAAGUCACGUGAGAAGGGUAGUUGAUUGCGAACGCCUGGAGGACUGUAGACGGGAAUGCGCUACCGAGAGGCGAUUUCAUUGCGAGAGCUUUAACUAUAGAUUAGACCCAACAUUUCGCGGCAAAGGACUUUGCGAAUUGAUGAGCAAACCUAUCGAAGCGUUUGACAUACGUCACGACUUCGUAGACGACAAAGAUUACGAUUUCUACGAACUUGACCGGAAUAGUUUGGAACCCAAUUGCCCAGAAACUCUCAGAGGUCCAGGGCUCUUGCAUUCUGGUUUUUUAUCCUCAAAGCCGAAGGGCAGUGAACGGGUAGAUUGGCAUGAAGCUGGGUAUAGAGGGUACAAUAGGUAUGAUGAAAAACAACACUACACUCAACAUAAGCGGUAUGAAGACCAGUUUUAUGUGCCGUAUCAGAUUGGAAUAAGCAGAAGCGACGAGAAAGAAACGUCCAGACCAUACAAUCACUAUAGCCAUCACGAUUCACAUUACAAUAAUCAAAACCACAAGUCCUAUAGUCACUGGGGGCUUGCUGAUACAAAGUACUAUGGGGUUAAACAUGGAACAAAUACUGACUUUGAUUACCAAAGUUUAGGAAAAGGGCACUUCGAUUACCAAAGUUUAGGAAAAGGGCAGGAUCAGGGAUAUGGUUAUGGGUGGAAGAAGGGCAGGUGGAAUUCCUCGGGGGAAAGUUGGAGUAGGUGGGAUGAGAUUGGCAGGAUCGAUGAUGGGGAUGAGGUGAAAGACUGUUCGUCCCGUCGCAGCGCGGGCAUGUCGCUGUCGGCGGGCGCGGUUCGCCGCUCGCUGUCCGCGCGGAGCGUGCUCGAAUGCGAGGCGGCGUGCUUCGCGGAGAGAGAGUUCAAGUGUGUCUCCUAUAGUUACAAGUACUCCAGUCCAUCAUCAGACAACUGUUUCCUCAGCGAGCGACCUUACAAAGCUCUACAGAUGUCAGCUGAUAGUGGCUCCGAUGUAUACGCGAUGCCACAGCACUCAGGCUGCCAUACUGUUAGCACAAAACCUUGGGUGGAAAGUGAAUGUUUCUGGCACGUCCGUUCCGGGUCGGCCAUUUCUGGCUCCGCGGCUAAAGCGGCGCUCACUGUGAGCGGACUUGGUGCUUGUGAAGCGGAGUGUAUCAGAGCUCAUACCUUCUUUUGUAGGGGAUUUAGCUUUAGAUUCGAAGCACCAACAAUAGGUGAUGACCUAGCGAACUGUAUCCUCACAUCAUCACCACCAACAUCCCUAGACCCGGAGGGUGUUGGGGGUGUUGGAGGUGGUCUACAUGCUGCAGCCCAUGAGCUAUAUGCUCGUGGUAAUUAUGGAAGGGGAUGUGAACCGGCGCUGUAUGAUGAUGUACAGCAUAAGGACGCACAAUGCUACCUACAAUACGACAACUCAGCCAAGUUAACACACAGCGCAAUCCGCGGGCAAGCGCGAGUGAGAGACGAUAGAGCGUGCGGGAAAGCGUGUACUGAUGCACCGUUUAGGUGUUUGAGUUUUUCUUUUACUGCCAACGCACCCCCGGACACAGACAAUUGCUUAUUAUCAGAAAUACGUCUAUUUGACUUACAAAGAGGCGUCGAUUAUAUUCCUUCUUCAGACGAUCUGUUGUUCGCAUUUGAUCUAUUCAAUGGUCAAUGUUGGCGAAAAGUUUAUGGACAGCAUGAAGUACCAAAUUUUGAAAUACCACAUCCGCUAAAUCCUACAAUAGAAGAACAUUAUCCAGGAACUCGACCUGAUCCACCUUCAGCGCCUGACACAUACAUAACAGGACCGAGCGGUCCUAGUUACCCAUCUGGCCCAUCUAAACCCAUAGAAUCUGGUUACAAACCUAUCUAUGAACCUAUCCCUAGUUAUAUACCCGAUAGUGGUCCAAGUGGUCCAAAUAAGCCUAGUUAUGGACCUAGCUAUAUACCCGAUAGUGGUCCAAGUGGUCCAAAUAAACCUAGCUAUGGACCUAGCUAUAUACCUGAUAGUGGUCCUAAUAAACCUAGCUAUGGACCUAGCUAUUUACCUGACAGUGGUCCUAGUGGUCCUAUGUCAGGUUCAAAUAAACCUAGCUACGGACCCAGUUAUUUACCUGAUAGUGGUCCUAGUGGUCCAACCGGACCUUACGUACCCAGUUCGUAUGAACCGUCUGGACCUAUACGACCAGAACACGAACCUGUAAGACCAAUACGACCUAUAGGUCCAACUGGGCCUAUAGAAACUGGUCCAAAACCUUAUCCAGAUUUUGAUUAUAAGCCUAGUUACAAACCGGUACCAGAACCGUACAAACCUAUACGUAAACCGUAUAAACCGUAUGAACCUGGUUUUAGACCGGGUUAUGAAACCAAACCUGGUUAUUUGCCGGAGAAACCAAGUUAUAGGCCAAUAGAAAGGCCGUAUGUUAAACCAACGAGGCCUAAUUUGGUUGGAGGCAGUGAUGAAUUGAUACCAUCAUCAUCAUGGCGUCACUACACUGUAUCUGGUUUUCCUUGCCGACGUGGAACUACUUGCGAGCAAAACCGGGUCGCAGGACACUGGGCGUGUGAACCUGAGGGGGGAGAGAUUGGUUCAUGGGACUAUUGCUGUGCUCCGACCCAUAGAUGCGGUUAUAGCGAAGGAUUUAGAAAACCUUGGUGUUACGUCGGUCCAUCAGACGAGCAAUGGCGUCCUUGCAGCGAGAAAUAUUAUCCCUACCACCAACACAAUGUACCGCAUCCAUCGCUUGGACAUCGCGAAGCGAUUCGUCCCCGUCCAGAUGGACAGCCAAACAAACCAACAGACAGAGUCCGUCCCGGGCCAUACUUGCCAGAGGGAGAUAGGAAAUAUUGGGACGAUUUAUACAAAAAUGGACCACAAGCGUAUUAUGAUAAGUACGGGAAUCCCUUACCAGGCUACACCCGCGUACCAACAGAAUCUCGUCCCCACAUAAAAUACGAACACAAUCCUCCACGACGAGGGUCUGGUAACUGGGUCCCAGUGCAUUAUGAUGAUGAGCCUCAAGCUGCUGGACUUGGUGUUCCUAGGUACUGGCCAAUCGCAUAUUUACACAAAGAGCCACCGCCAAACACAACAUACUUUAGAUUCAACGAAACAACACCAACAACAGAGCGAUACAACUUUCGUUCAACAACCUUACAACCAGACACACGGACAGACAGACCAACAAACGAACUAAAUAUAGAGAGUAGAUCCAUGGAAGAUCACCACAGAAAUGAAAAACGUAGAAACAUUUCACAAAUCGACGAACUUGAUCUUUAUGACAAUUACAACAUAACAACAACAACAUAUAAACCAGAGAGUACAACAACAGAAACAACAAGUACAACAGAAGCUGAAUUUAAAAACAACACAAUAUUCGAAUCAUCUAAAGUUAACGAAAAUUUAGAUGAUUACGAACAAAUAAAAGGCUUAGAUGAUAAACUACAUGAUUUUACAAGAUCUAUCGAAGUGUUUGAUAUAGAAGACGCGAAUUCAAGCGAAAAAUCAGCCGAUUUAAAAACAUUAGAAGCGGAAGAGAAACAAAUUGAAGCUAUCGGUCGACUUCUAGCUUCAAAACGCGGUGGAAAGCGAAUUUUAGAUACGCAAAAACAAGAUUUAGAAUCCAAAAAAGUAGCUGUUGAUAAUGAUUUUAUGGAUUUCAACUUUAAAAAUAGAUUUCCAACUGAAAGACGUGGAAUAAUACAAAGAGUGACAAAGGAAGAAUUAAAAGAUGUUCUUAAUGAAGGAAGUUUAGAAGUUAGCGAAACUACUUUUGUUCGACCACCCAGAAUAUUAAGUACAACGGAAAAUAUUAAAAAAGCAAUCGUUAACGGAAAAGUCUUUUAUGACGCAACGAUAAGGGAUAGAAAAGACUUAUUCACGAAUGCAACAAGAAAAGGAAAGAGUCUACGUUUAGAAGAAAGAGUUCCAAUAGUUAUAACUAACAGUAACGCUAAAAAGAAUAUAAGAAGAAAUGUUAAUCCCAUCAGAAGAGUUAAAAGAGUUUACAGAAAGAGAUAUAAUCCAGAAGAAGUUAGAAAGAGAUUGUUAGAAAGGGAAAAGAGUAAGAAAGAUUAAGAAAGUUAUUUUAAGGUUAAAUAUUGUCAGUUUGACUUAAAUAUGGGUUUGGGUUGAAUUGACGAUGAUUAGUAGUUAGGUUAGGUUUAUUUUUAAUAAGGCAUUUUGUAAUAAAACGUUUUGAGUAAU